Molecule: messenger RNA, 4663 nt
Organism: Danio aesculapii
Lineage: Eukaryota; Metazoa; Chordata; Actinopteri; Cypriniformes; Danionidae
Product: HHIP-like protein 1
Exons: 9
Coding region: 198-2660 (820 amino acids)
Cellular component (GO): membrane
Source: RefSeq, a predicted model, not a curated record
UAUGAGCUGAGGACAGAAAAAGCGAGGGAAAAGAGGAAAGCAGAGGAGUGUGAGAGAGAGAGAGAGUGUGAGAAAGAGAGAGAUAGAGUGUGUGUGAGAGAGAGAGAAGGAGGGAAUAGAGCAGAGCAGUGUGUGUGUGUGUGCUGAAUGAGUGGGCCUGGUGUGUGCAGUGUGUGUGUGAUGGUCUGUGCUGCAGUAUGCGCGGCCCGACUCUGUGCGUGUGUGUGCUGCUGCUCGUGCUCUCUCCUCCGCAGGGUAAAGCCCACCCGCAGUGCCUGGACUACAAGCCCCCGUUCCAGCCUCUUGAACCCCUGCUCUUCUGCAAGGAAUAUGCCAAGUUUGGGUGCUGUGAUCUGGAGCGGGACCAGCAGAUCUCCCGCCGCUUCCAGCACAUCAUGGAUUACUUCGAUCACACGGGAUUCACGGCCUGUGGGAAAUACAUCCGCAAUAUACUGUGCCAGGAAUGCUCUCCAUAUUCAGCACAUCUGUACGAUGCAGAAGACGCAAACACACCGAUGCGGGAGCUUCCAGGCCUCUGCGGAAACUACUGCAAUGAUUACUGGCUCCACUGUCGAUACACACUCAGCCUCCUGACCAAUAACAACCACACUUACGCUAUCGAAGAAGACCGAGGCAAGUUCUGCAAAUACCUGGAGCUGAAAGAUCCCGAGUACUGUUACCCAAACGUCCUGUCCAACGAUGAGCUCAAUGCAAAUCUGGGAGACGUCAAGGCGGAUCCGCAAGGGUGUAUUCAGUUAUGCCUUGAAGAAGUGGCUAAUGGGCUACGCAAUCCAGUAGCGAUGGUGCACGCUAAUGAUGGUACGCAUCGAUUCUUUGUGGCCGAGCAGCUGGGUUUUGUGUGGACUUACUUGCCGAAUGGUUCUCGGAUUGACAGGCCGUUCCUGAAUCUGACCCGAGCCGUUCUGACAUCGCCGUGGGCUGGAGAUGAACGCGGGUUUCUCUGUAUCGCCCUGCAUCCGCAAUUCACCAAGGUGAAAAAGGUCUACGUUUACUACUCGGUGUCUGUGAAGAGGCAGGAGAAGAUCCGCAUCAGUGAGUUCACCGUGUCCGAGUCAGAUAUGAACAUGCUGGAUCACUCCUCAGAAAGGACACUUCUAGAAGUCGAUGAGCCGGCAUCAAACCACAACGGGGGCCAGUUACUGUUUGGGUUGGACGGAUAUCUGUACAUAUUCAUAGGAGAUGGAGGAAAAGCGGGAGACCCUUUCGGAAAGUUUGGCAAUUCUCAAAACAAGUCCACUCUUCUAGGCAAAGCCCUGCGGAUUGACGUGGACAAUAAUGACUACGGCGCCCCCUACAGCAUCCCACCAGACAACCCGUUUGUGGGAGAAGCAGAAUCCAGACCUGAGAUCUACGCCUACGGUGUGAGGAACAUGUGGAGAUGCUCAGUGGACAGAGGAGAUGCAAUCAGCGGAAGCGGACGAGGACGGAUGCUCUGCGGAGACGUGGGACAGAACAAAUACGAGGAGGUGGAUCUGAUUGAAAAAGGAGGGAAUUAUGGGUGGAGAGCCAAAGAGGGAUUCUCCUGUUACGACAACAAACUCUGCCAUAAUUCAUCACUUGAUGACAUCCUUCCGAUUUUUGCUUACCCGCAUAAAAUUGGCAAGUCUGUAACGGGCGGCUACAUCUACAGAGGCUGUCAGAUGCCCAAUCUCAAUGGUCUGUAUAUCUUUGGGGACUUUAUGAGUGGGCGACUGAUGUCCCUAAAGGAGAAUCCUGAGACUGGAAAAUGGAGCUAUAAGGAGAUUUGUAUGGGCAACGACAAAACCUGCAGUUUCUCCAAGCUCAUAAACAGCUACUACAAGUACAUCAUAUCAUUCGGUGAAGACGAGGCCGGUGAGCUCUACUUUCUUGCUACAGGAGCGGCUAGUGCUACAGCCAGAGCUGGAGUGGUGUAUAAAAUAGUGGAUCCAUCAAGGAGGGCUCCACCAGGGAAAUGCAGCUUCAAGCCCAGUCCAGUCAACAUAAAGGGCAAACUGAUUCACUUCAAUCCCAAAGAAGAGUUUGUCAUCAACAAAAAACCCUCCACAACUCCCGCACCCAAGCCCAAACCCACCAAACCCAGCACAACCACUCGUCCCCAAACAACAACCCGCAGGACUCCUCCAGCGCCCACCGUCCGCCAAUCCACACCGCGACCACGAGUCCACCACACGAAACCUCCAUCCCUGACCACAGCCAGACCAACAUACUGGACCACAGCUCCCAGAACCACUGCAAAAACACAAACCAGCAGACCCAGCAAACGAGGACGGGGCAAACCCAGGAGGAAAGGGGACCGGCGGGGGCGUCCUCGAGCCGGGACGGUGAGGAUAGUCAGCGCAGAUUUACGGAAAGAUCGUGGGCGGGUGGAGAUAUUUGUGCGUGGGGAAUGGGGAACAGUGUGCGAUGAUUUGUUUAAUAUACAGGCGGCGGCGGUGGUCUGCAGACAGAUGGGCUUUCCUGUGGCAGUACGAGUGGCCAAAAGAGCCGAAUUUGGGGCUGGAGGCCUAGGAGUCCGGAUUAUGCUGGACGAUGUGGAGUGUGAAGGAACAGAACGCACCUUACUGCACUGCAAACACGCCAAACUGGGCAAAAACAACUGCUCUCAUGACGAGGACGUCGGGGUGGUGUGUGGACAUUAUGAGCAUGCAGUUGAGUGAAUGGGUGGUGAUGUGUUUCCAUCCAGUUUUAUGAGUUUUUGUUUUGUUUCUUGUCCAAAUAUCUACAAAUUCUUACAUCAAUGAGCAUUUUCUAGACAAGUAAACAACUUUGUCUUGUUUUCAGCCUUUGGAUGGAAACAUUGCUAGUGAUCAGAUGCAGGUUGUGAUGGAGGGUUGCCAGGUUUUCACAACAAAACUAAACCAAUCGCCAGCCACUGAAAACUGUUCGAAUAUACCUACACUUCCUGACAAUAGUCUUGUCGCCUAUCCAAGUUUUAGGAACCGCAAAUAAUAACUUGACUUCUAGUUGAUCAUUUGGUAUCAGAAGUGUCUUAUAUGAAAGGUAAAGGCCUCUAGAUUACGCUUAUUUGAGCACAAUAAAAUAUGAUCAUGUCUUGAUUAUUAAUGAUUUCAUUAGGACAGUAAGGUCUGACUCUGCUUAGACUAAAGUCUGGUGACUGAAGCUUCAAUAAUGUCCAGUAUAGAAUAUGUGGUCAUGCUGCAGUGGAAACAGAAUGAAUAUUGUGUCUGACUCCAUCAUGAGCUUGGAGGACUGCAUCCAUACAUCUCUGACAUGACUCAAAUCACUGAUUAAUAAAGUCAUCUGGAAUGGCAAAGAAAGCGUUCCUGCAGGACUCCCAGAGUUCAUCAAGAUUAGGAUUCAUCUUCAAGGCCUCCUCCUUCAUCUUACCCCAGACAUGCUCAAUAAUGUUCAUGUCUGGUGACUGGGCUGGCCAAUCCUGGAGCACCUUGACCUUCUUUGUUUUCAGGAGCUUUGAUGUGGAGGCUGAAGUAUGAGAAGGAGCGCUAUCCUGCUGGAGAAUUUGCCCUCUCCUGUGGUUUGUAAUGUAAUGGGCAGCACAAAUGUCUUGAUACCUCAGGCUGUUGAUGUUGAUCAUCCACUCUGCAGAUCUCUCGCACGCCCCCAUACUGAAUGUAACCCCAAACCCCAUGAUUUUUCCUUCACCAAACUUGACUGAUUUCUGUGAGAAUCUUGAGUCCAUGUGGGUUCCAGUAGGUCUUCUGCAGUAUUUGUGAUGAUUGAUGCGGCCAACAGAUGAUUCAGCAGAAAAAAAGUGAUCUACUAGAAGUCAAGUUAUUAUUUGUUGAUCCUACAACGGGGAUCUACGACAAGACUUUCGUCAGGUAGUGUGUUGUCAAAUUAUGAGAAAUUACCAGGAAAUGCCCCAUCACAAGCAUAUAAGAGUCUUGUGUUUUUGAAUGUAGAGAAAUCUCUAUAUAAAACUAAACUGUAAAAAUAUGAUUCACUUGUAAAACCAAUCAGUCAAACAAUUAAUUUAAAACCAACAUGUUUUCACAUGAAUCGUGCACUAUUUACACUGGUGUGAGUUGUUGACCAUCUUACACAAUCAAGAUACAAUUAUUAUUAUUAUUUUUUUUAUCUUACAUGAUUUCUGGCUCAGUGGUUAGCACUGUGACCUCACAGCAAGAAGGACACUGGUUCCCGGCUGGGUCAGUUGGCAUUUCUGUGUGGAGUUUGCAUGUUCUCCCCGUGUUGGCGAGGGUUUCCUCCAGGUGGACAAACACAUGUGCUUUAGAGGAAGUGAUGAACUAAAUUGGCUGUAGUGUAUGAGUGUGUGUGUGUGAGAGAAUGAGUUUGUAUGGGUGUUUCCCAGUCUUGGGUUGCAGCUCGAAGGGCAUCCGCUGCUUAAAACAAAUGCUGGAAUAGUUGGCGGUUCAUUCCGCUGUGGCAAUUCCUGAUAAGUAAGGGACUAAGCUGAAGGAAAAUGAAUGAAUGAUUUCUGUAUCCUUAAAAAUUUGGUGAAAUUACAUUUUUAAAGCAUAUUAACUUUAGCAGUCAUGAGGUAAAGUCUUUCCCCAUUGAGUCUUUUUCCAAUUAUCCAGGUUACCGCUAUGUAAAUAUUGCAUUUCUGUUGCACAUAUACAUUUCUCGUCUAAUUCCAAAUGAUUGUCGUUUUAAAACAAAUGCUGGACAUUCUUUGUUACAUUGUAAAGUGUAAAUAAAAUGGUUUGCAUAAUCA